AUGAAUUUUUUUCAAAAAUCUCUUACUUUCUUGGUGAUAUUCGAGUUGACUUGUUUCUUGCAAGUUAUUGCUAAUCAUUCUACAACUCCCGAUAGUAACAUCCCCACCAUCUCCAUCGGAAACGCAACUGAUUUCGGUUCAUCCUCUGACUUUCCAUCUACUGUUACAUCUAGUGAUUCAACUGAAACCAUGUCCACCAUUUCAUUUGAAAAAUCAAAAUCUACGAGUGUUCAGGAAUCGACUGAUCAUUUCAAAACUCUUCCAACAAUUCCAUCAACAGUAAAAAUCGCUGCAACAGGAUUUCCAAACAACACAAUUUCUUCUCCUUUUUCAUCAUCCCACUCUACCGUAACCCGCCCAGUUCCAGUCGCUACAGAUGAUUUAUGUAUUCAAGGAGUUUCAGUGCUACCACCGGAGAAGUGUGAAACGUUGGAUGACUGCAAUUUGAGAGGGGGUAAAACAACUCAAAGAUGGUGUGAUCCGGUCAACAAAUCGUGUUGUCGAUUUGAACAAGAACAUGAACUCUACUGUCCUGAUGGAAAUAUUCCUCUGAUGAAUGAACCAUUUUGCAAAAACUUUGAACCGGAACAGAUUUGGAGUGGAACUUGUUCUUUGCCUAACGGAAUCUGCAAACACGGACAUUGUUGUCCUUCAAAUAACACUAUAUUACUUGGGACUCCUUAUAAAACAAAUCAAGACUGUGUAACCAAUGCGCCAAUUCAUAAAAAUCAAAAAUUCGGAUAUUGUGAUCCGGAAAAUGGAAAAGUGUUCAUAAUGAAGAUUGUGGUCAGUCAUUCGGAAUGGAUAAUGUAUGUAUGCGUGUGUCAAAUGUAA
Caenorhabditis remanei is the source of this 834-nucleotide messenger RNA. RefSeq lists its product as uncharacterized. NCBI's taxonomy places the organism in Eukaryota, Metazoa, Nematoda, Chromadorea, Rhabditida, Rhabditidae. The coding region runs from base 1 to 834 and encodes 277 amino acids. The transcript has 6 exons. The record is from RefSeq and is a predicted model, not a curated record.